Molecule: messenger RNA, 1470 nt
Organism: Colletotrichum orchidophilum
Lineage: Eukaryota; Fungi; Ascomycota; Sordariomycetes; Glomerellales; Glomerellaceae
Product: UBX domain-containing protein
Exons: 4
Coding region: 1-1470 (489 amino acids)
Molecular function (GO): protein binding
Source: RefSeq, a predicted model, not a curated record
AUGUUUUUCACGGGAAGUCUACACGAAGGCAUUGCUACUGCGCUGCAGCAGAGCAAAUGCGUCUUCUGCUUCGUCACGGAUGAGGAAGCUGAAAGCCAGACGUGGGAGACCGAGUAUCUGAAGGAGAGCUCGAUUGCGACGUUGCUACAAGAUGAGGCCGUCUCACUGCGCCUGAAGAAGGGAUCGGAAGAGGCUGGCUACCUGGCCGCCAUCUUCCCGCUGCCCAACACGCCCACUGUAGUCGUGAUCAAAAAUGGCGACCUCAAGGAGUACAUCGUCGCCGGCACCAGCAAGGACGAGUUUGUCAGACGAGUGACAACCGCAUUCCGCGGCGCUCAAGGUCAACCAGCUACAACAAGUCCAACACCCGCAACACCUCCCGCACCGGCUGCCCAGCCCACCGACAACCUGUACGACGAGACCCCGUACAACCCUCCCCGCGCCGCAGCCGCUCCCGUCAACACGGAAACUCAACCUGCCAGGCCCGGCACCUCCCCCUCUUCCAGCCCGCGCGGUCCCGCAACGCCGACCCAGGAGGAAGACAACGCCGCGACCCUGCGCGCAGUCCUCGCAGAACGCGGCGCGCGCCUGGAGGCUCAGCGCCUCGAAUCCGAAAAGAAGGCAAAGGCUGCUCGCGCGGCCGCGGCGGAGAAGGCAGAGAGCGACAGCUCCAAGCAGGCCGAGCAGACGCGCAGCCACAAGGAGGCGCUCAAGAAAGCGCGCCAGGAGGCCGCUGACGAAAAGGCACGCAUCCUCAGGAAGAUUGAGGACGACCGCGCCGAGAGGAGGGCUAAAGCCGCUGAGCGCGCUGCGCUGAGGGAGCAGGCUUCUUCGCCCAAACUCGGGGAGGUCGCGGCCGCGUUGACGAGGUCGGAGUCGAGUUCCCUGGCCCCGUCGAGCUCUUCCGCGAGCGGCAUGACGGCGCUGCAGGUCCGUCUGCUGGACGGGUGCACGAUCCGCUCGCGGUUCCCUAGCGGCAAGACUCUCGGCGGCGAGGUGCGCAAGUGGAUCGAGAGCGAGAGGACGGACGGGGGCAGCGGGGAGCCGUUCCGGUUCAAGGUUGUUCUAGCGCCGCGGCCGAGCAGGCUUAUCGACGACACGGAGGAGGGCAAGAGCCUCGCGGAGCUGGGUCUUUCGCCGUCUUCAACGCUCGUGCUGGCGCCGGUCGGCGCACAUGUCGGCGCGUACGAGGGGUCGUCAUCAUUUGGGAGCGCGGCCUUGACGUUCCUUUUGCUGCCGUUGACGUUCCUGCAGUGGCUGUGGGGCCUCGUCUCUGGCGUGUUCUCCGGUCUUGGAGCGAGGCAGGAGGCGGCCGAGGAGCAGGGCGCGGAGCCCGUCACGGUCAGGGAGCAGCGGAAGGGUAAGUUUUCGCAGUUUGCGAACCCGGAUGAUCAGAGGGGUGAUCAUCAGUUGUAUAAUGGCAACUCGCUGAACUUUGAGCCGCGGCCGGAUGAGAAGAAGGACGAAUAG